UCCUGCUUCCGGUUCUGUGAGAGGAAUUGGUCAAGGAGGGGAAAACAGUCGUCUUUUUGAGCAUUUCUUGAGCGGCAGAAAAAGGUUAUAGUUGGCCAGGAAUGGUUGUUAAGGUUGCCAACCUUUCAGCUGGCUCCUUUUGAGACAUUUUGAUUUGCAGCCCCAACCAGGCAGCUACCGCUUGAAAAGUUUCACUCGCUGUCGCCACUCGGCAUAGCAGAUAGUUUUUAACGGCUCAAUAGCGCGCUGCUGUCGCUGUUUCUGUCGGUACUUAUAGUCGGAAGGUCCUUCCGGGGGCCUGUCAGAAAGAGAUUGCUGGCUUCGGUGACCAAAGUGUGGCUUGUGACGAGGUUCGCAAAAUAACCUGGCUAAUUUGUAUCUCAGUAUCUUUAGUAUAGGUUUAGCGCGUUAUGCAGACUUAAGCUAAUUAAUGUAACUAUGAUUCAGUAUUCCUGGAUUAACAUGUGGUGCGAAUGGAGCAAGAAUGGAUAAAAUAGCCCUCUUUGACCUAGCAUCCUCUCUGUGUCUUGAAAUAAUGUGAAAAAUUAGAAUAAUGGGAGGUGGAUAUUUAAGGACUAAGUACAAUCAUUACUGAAAUGUAGGGAAAUGCUACAGUAUGUGUUCAGAGGACAUUAUGAUUUUUCCAGAGUAAUUGAAAUGUUGAGGGUCAGAAUUUAUUAAAUAAUGGCUGGGCUAUAUAUUUCUCUUGCAAAAGAGUUAAAUUUUUCUUUUUCUUUUCUGUAAUUCAUUGCUGCCAGCCUGUGGUUGUUCAGAGCUGUGCAGCCCAGAUAACAUGGCUGAUAUUUCUCUUUAUUUUUAAAUUGUAAGUGUGAGGAUGGGUGUAUUCAUAAAGUUUGUAAACUUUCUAUUGACUGUUUUGCUGAGGAUGUUGAGAUUUGUUAUAUGUCAAUUUUGAUAGCAAUAAUGUUCUUUGGAGAAGGACAAAACUGGUUAGAAUGAAGUAGUUUUUAAGCAAUCUAGAAAUUUUAUAGAAAGAUAAGGGGUGCUGAGGAUGAUGUGUGCUUUUUUAAAAAAAAGUGAAUUGUACUUUUUACAGAGAGAUAUUUGGAGUUUAAUUACCAUGGAAAUAGUAAACAGUAAUGUAAUAUUGUGUUGGCAGAAAUUCUGUAUCAAAAGAGCAUAAAACUUUAUGCAGAUGUAAGCUCCUUUGAGUUCAGUGCUGUUUGCUCCUAGAUAAGUAUGCAUAUACUUAUUCUCAGAGUCUCUCUUUCAGGAAUCUAAGCUUGGUGUGAUAUAAAUGAAACUGAAGGAUUAUAAGUUUAUUUGGAGAAACAAAUGGAAUGCUGUGCAGUUUAUUUUUUUUUUAAAGGAAGUAUAUUACUGUAUUGUGGAAGGAAUAGCUCUGUAAUACAUUAAUACGGUUAGGGUUAAAUAAUAGGAUCUUCUGGAUCUGUUUAAAUCUUUCUUCCCAACUUGGGCACCUUCCAGAUAUGUAGGCUUCAACUCCCAGAAUUCCCUGGCUAUUGUGGCUGUUGCUGAGAUGUCUAGAAAUUGAAAUCUUCACAUGUGGAGAGGGUCCAAGGUAGGGAAGAUUGGUUUAAAUAGAAAAUAUAUGCUAGGGGGAUGGGAGGCUAUUGGUAUGAAUCAGUAUCAUGCUUGUUGCAAACAUUGUUAACCAUCCACCAGGUGGCAAUCAUUGACCUUACAUGCUGAUAAACAAUUAAACCACUUUGACUGUAAUUUUCUGUUCUUCAGAUGCUUCCCAAAUGAGGUUAAAUAUCAAAUGCUUCAAUAUUUGUUGUGACUGAGCUGCUAGACUUGAGUUUCUCAAACAAGGGAAAUGUAGUAGCUGAUACCACUCAAAAUGAAGCAGUCAGGCAAUCUUGAAGGCACAGCUUUGUUUUUUAGAGUAGAUAAAGCUGGAGCUGUUGAUAAACCUCUUUUAUACAGCUACCAGAAAGAUGGGAUCUUGUGAUGAAUUACUGUAUGGAUAUGACAUGACUCUCCCUACUAGGUUUGAGAAUUGGUAGAAUAGUAAGAAAUUGAAGCAGAAUACUUGAACGCAGUUCUACCUACCAUAAUUGGUUCUAUUUUUCCCACACUUUUACAAGGAUAGAACUAAACACCUAGUAAGGAAGGUUGGAGCUGCCUAUAUAAUCAUCCUAUAAAUAUCUUUUUUUUUCCUAUAUAUUCUACUCUUUUCUCCAUAAUCUUCCACUUCCAGUCAUGGGAUUUAUUUCACCUGCUUCCUAUGUAACACAUAUCAGCCUCUUUGUCUCUGGCAUUAGAUAGAAUUAAUUUAAUAUCUUCUUGUUAGAAGAGAGUUGGCAUUAAUAGAAGGACUCCAGAGUUGGCAUUGUCUUGGAUUGUCCAUCUAAGGCUACAUGACACGUCAUGGCAAGAACUGUACAGCUGGAGCUGUCUACACAUACCAUGAAAAGAAAAAAGACACAGCUGCCUCUGGCUAUGGGACUCAGAAUGUCCGUUUGAGCAAAGAUGCCGUCAAGGACUUUGACUGCUGCUGCCUCUCCCUGCAGCCCUGCAAGGACCCUGUUGUGACCCCCGAUGGAUACCUCUAUGAAAAAGAAGCUAUCCUGGAGUAUAUCCUACAUCAGAAAAAGGAAAUUGCCCGGCAAAUGAAGGCAUAUGAAAAACAGAAGAAUGAAAAGAAAGCAGAGAUGGCAGAGUUGAGCAAGGCUGCCAAAGAGUCCCAGGUGAAGAGUUUCCUUGACAAAGAAUUGAGCAUUGUGAGCAAACCCCUCAAUCCCUUUGAUCGUCAGUCAGGAGACUCUCAACCAGGACCCAGCAGUGGAGAAAAGGCCAAACAACUACCAAGCUUUUGGAUCCCUUCGCUGACACCUGAGGCCAAAACCAAAGCCAUCCCAAAACCAGACAAGUGUGUGUACUGCCCCAUGAGUAGGAAACCACUGAAGCUGAAAGAUUUGAUCCCAGUGCACUUCACCCCUGUAGAUCCUAGUGUAGAUCGUGUUGGACUGAUCAACCGGCAGGACCGCUACGUGUGUGCCGUCACACGAGACAUGCUUGGAAACUCUGUCCCUUGUGCUGUGCUCCGUCCAUCAGGCUCAGUUGUGACCCUGGAAUGUGUGGAGAAGCUGAUCAAGAAGGACAUGGUUGAUCCAAUGAAUGGGGAGAAGUUGACUGACAAGGACAUCAUAGUCUUACAGCGGGGUGGCACAGGAUUUGCAGGGUCAGGCGUGGAGCUGGAAGCCAAGAAAUCUCGGCCUGUGAUGCAAGCUUAAUACAUUCAGAUGGAAAAGAAAAGGACAACUC
Molecule: messenger RNA, 3252 nt
Organism: Python bivittatus (Burmese python)
Lineage: Eukaryota; Metazoa; Chordata; Lepidosauria; Squamata; Pythonidae
Gene: NOSIP
Product: nitric oxide synthase interacting protein
Cellular component (GO): nucleus
Molecular function (GO): ubiquitin protein ligase activity
Source: RefSeq, a predicted model, not a curated record